CAAGUACAGCAGGAUCCGUGUUGUGCUGGAUGGUGAUGAGCGUCUGAUGAUGCAGAUUAUCGACGCAGAGGAGACAUACAUGACAGAGUGGCUGGAGGCCCACAGGGGCAUCAUGGAGGCCCAGAUCAAAGAGAUAGACAGCCUCAGAGCCUCUAGCAAAUCGCUCCUCCGAGAAACAAAUGAGCUGCGAUUCCUACAGCAAAUCACAGCACAGAAUCUUUGCGACCCUUUGGAUUUAGCACCAAUCCAGGAAGUAGACAAAGAUCUGUGUGACCCUGAGAAGCUGAGAACAGUAGAGAGGCUGGUGGACGACCUCUCAGUGGCUCUGUCUCAACACUUUCCACGAAUGUGGUCAUAUCUAAGUUCUCCUGCUCUGGACUCCAAGUCAGCCCAUCCCAAACUGGAAAUAUCCCAGGACAGGAAACAAGUGUACUGGAGAAGGCAGCCUGUCAGUGAAGCUCUGAGCCCUCAGCCUUAUGACUCCCAGUACAGUGUCCUGGCUCAGGAGAGUUUUACUACUGGCCGGCACUACUGGGAGGUCAUCGUCCAGGACAAACCUUACUGGCUAAUGGGUGUUACCACUGGGUCAGUCAAUACAAAAGGUGCUCCAAGUCAGAGUUUCUCCAGCCUGGGUGUGAACAACACAUCCUGGUGCAUCUACCAUGGAGACGGACAGUACCUGGCAUGCCAUGAUACCCAGGAGAAGCAACUGUCGGUGGGAAAGAGAGUCAGAAAGCUGGGCAUACUGGCAAAUCUCCAGAAGGGGGAGCUGUCAUUCUAUGACGCUGAUGCUAUGACCCUGCUUCACACUUUCUGCGUGCAGUGCACAGAGCCUCUCUACCCCAUGUUAAACCCAUGCAUUGAUGUAAAUGGACUGAACGCGCAGCCGCUUACCAUGUUUUGGAUUAAGGACCCCUGGGAUUGGCACGGAAACACAAAUGGGGGCAAAGAGUGAACUUAGAGGACAACCUUAAAUGACUGUGUUGUGAAUCAAGAUUCACUGAUUGAACUCUAUUUUUUUCCUCACAAACAUUUUUACAUGGUGGAAAUGUCAAACAUGCU
This is a messenger RNA of Perca fluviatilis (European perch), 1062 nucleotides long. RefSeq names its product E3 ubiquitin-protein ligase TRIM39-like. The coding region runs from base 47 to 955 and encodes 302 amino acids. The transcript is spliced from 4 exons. The record is from RefSeq and is a predicted model, not a curated record. Gene Ontology annotation, molecular function: protein binding. NCBI's taxonomy places the organism in Eukaryota, Metazoa, Chordata, Actinopteri, Perciformes, Percidae.